CAUCAACAAUCCUUUCUCUCUUUCUCAUUCAUCACCCAGCCCUCAUGGCUCUCAACAUGAGAAAAGAUUUACUCAUACUUGCUCUGUUAGGCCUUUUUGCCUUGUCCAUUAUUCCCAAAAAUGUGAUGUCCCAAAACUGUGGCUGUGCUGCAAACUUGUGCUGCAGUGAGCAUGGUUACUGCGGCACCGGCGAUGCCUACUGCGGCAAGGGGUGCAAGGAGGGUCCUUGUAGCUCAACGACAUCUCCCACACCAAGCAGUGGUGGUACUGUUGCCAGUAUUGUUACAGCUGAUUUCUUUGAUGGGAUAAAGAAUCAAGCUGAAGAUGCAAGCUGUGUUGGAAAGAGCUUCUAUACAAGAGACGGAUUUCUUAAUGCUGCCAAUUCGUUUCCCGAAUUUGGAUCAGGCUCUGCUGAUGAAUCCAAACGUGAGAUUGCUGCUUUUUUUGCUCAUGUUACUCAUGAAACUGGACAUUUAUGCUACACUGAAGAGAUCGACAAGUCAAACGACUAUUGCGACCCAUUAUACAACCAAUACCCCUGUGUCACCGGAAAGAAGUACUACGGCCGAGGACCUCUGCAGAUAACCUGGAACUACAACUAUGGAGCCUGUGGAAAAGACGUGGGGUUCGACGGACUCAAUGCCCCAGAAACAGUGUCCAACGACCCUGCUGUCUCCUUCAAGGCUGCCUUGUGGUUCUGGAUGACCAAUGUUCACUCAGUUGUGAACCAAGGCUUUGGGGCAACCAUUCAGAAAAUUAAUGGCGCCCUUGAAUGUGGCGGCAAGCAGCCUGAAAAAGUUAACGCUCGUAUUGGAUAUUACAAAGAUUAUUGCAGCAAAUUUGGUGUGGAUCCUGGCCAGAAUCUUUCAUGCUAGAUUCUUAAGAGCUUUUCGAGUGAACUAUUUCAAGCUUGGUGAUGAAAUAAUGUCAUAAAAAAGUUGUUUUAUUAAACAACUUGUUUGAGUAAUAAUCUGUGGGAAUUUUAUGUAACUCGAGUGAAAUAAUGAAAUAAAGUUGAAUAAUAAAGGGGAAGACCCAUAUG
Molecule: messenger RNA, 1042 nt
Organism: Mangifera indica (mango)
Lineage: Eukaryota; Viridiplantae; Streptophyta; Magnoliopsida; Sapindales; Anacardiaceae
Product: endochitinase B-like
Exons: 2
Coding region: 45-875 (276 amino acids)
Biological process (GO): cell wall macromolecule catabolic process; chitin catabolic process; carbohydrate metabolic process
Molecular function (GO): chitin binding; chitinase activity
Source: RefSeq, a predicted model, not a curated record